Molecule: messenger RNA, 3741 nt
Organism: Rhineura floridana
Lineage: Eukaryota; Metazoa; Chordata; Lepidosauria; Squamata; Rhineuridae
Gene: TSPEAR
Product: thrombospondin type laminin G domain and EAR repeats
Exons: 12
Coding region: 360-2381 (673 amino acids)
Biological process (GO): signal transduction
Source: RefSeq, a predicted model, not a curated record
AGCCCACUUUCUGGCUUUCCUCGGCUGAUUAUGUUUGUGCUUCUGUUUGAGGAAAAUGCCUCUUACCUAGUAGCCUAAUAACAGCAGCAGGCUAAGCCAGGAAGUGUGGUUUUAGGUGACAUGGAGAGGAAUAUCUGAGGGAGAGAGGCAAAGAGAGCGACAGCUGUGGUCACCAGCCUGACACACCCAUUACUUCUAGGAGUAGCAGGAGCUGUGGAGAGCUGGGUCACUCACAGUGUCUCCCCAUCAAGAUGUUUCUGUAAAGUCUCUCGACAACCCCUGAGCAGAGGUUUAGGACCAGGAGGUUAGAUGAUGACCAGGAGGGUUCCUCUGUAUGGACCUUGUGACAAAGUUCCCCGAUGUCUGCUUUGCUACUGGUUUGGGCUGUGCUUCUGCACUUGGGAAUUGAGCAGUCCCUGGCCAGAGGAGGAAAGUCAUGGGAGCAUUGUACAGACCUGCGUCCCUUGGAUAUUCUCUCCGAAGUGGUUCCCAUGAAUGGGGUGAAGAGUGGGGUACGGAUGAUCCAAAUCCAAGGAGCACGUGGCUUCCAGUUCUCUGCAACACGUCCUCGCUUUCUCAGUUUUCCAGCAUCAAGGAUUUUCAUAUACUGUGACAUCUUCCCAGAAGAAUUCUCCAUUGUGUUUACCCUAAAAGCUUCCCACAUGUUACCCAAGAGAAAUGAGUACAUCUUUACAGUUUUGGAGGAAAACAGUGACACGCUGCUGCUCGGACUCAGAUAUUCAAGGAAUAAACUUCACUUCCUCUUCUGGAGCCGAGAGCUUUCCAAUGGUUGGCAGACACGGGUCACCUUCCGGGAUGUGUUUUUGGCAGACAAUCGGUGGCACACAGUGGUGCUGGCAGUAACUAAAGGCUCCUUCUCUCUCACUGUGGACUGCAGCAUCCCCACAGAUGUGAGGGUAGAUGCUGCUUUCCCCACAUCCUUGACUGUGACAGGAUCCCGAUUUUAUGUAGGGAGCAGAAGGAGAAGAAAAGGUUUCUUCACUGGCUUGCUAAGGCAGCUGGUCCUGCUGCCAGGAUCUGAUGCUACCUCACGGAUGUGCACUGGCAUGAACUUUAAUCUAGCAGUGCUCUCCAUCCCCAAAAUUCUGCAGGAUCUCCCCGUGAAACCAGUGGACAAUGAGCUGCUGAAAUACCCUUACGAAGCAGACAUGAAAGUGACGUUGGGGUCACGCCCUCCCUGUACCAAAAGUGAAAGUGGUCAGUUCUGGUUUAAUGCUGCUCAGAAAGGACUAUAUAUAUGCAAUGGGAAUGAGUGGAUUUCCUUGUUAGAAGUCAAAGAAAGAUUGGACUAUCUGGAAGAAUAUCAGAGUUUAGCUACAAAUUCUGAAACCUUGGGCAUUGAGGUCUUUGUCAUCCCUGAGGUGGGACUGUUUGUAGCUACUGCAAAUCGAUAUACUCCUCCUGGAUCAGCUAUCUACAAAUGGACUGAUGAGAAAUUUGUGGCUUACCAAAAUCUCCCGACCUACCAAGCCCAAUCCUGGAAAUUCUUCACUAUUGGAAAAAAGAUUUUCCUUGCAGUGGCAAAUUUUGAACCAAAUGAAAGAAGUCAGGAGUUUUCUGUAAUUUACAAGUGGAACUACAGGAAAGAAAAAUUCACUGUGUACCAGAGAAUCACCACAUACAGUGCUAGGGACUGGGAAGCAUUUGUCAUUGAUGGAGAGACCUUCCUCGCAGUGGCUAAUCACAGAAAAGGAGAUAACCACAAUAUAGACAGUGUCAUAUACAGGUGGAAUGCCAGGACAGGCCUUUUUGAAACCAGCCAGACCAUUCCUACCUCAGGAGCCUACGACUGGGAAUUUUUCAGUAUUGGGCCAUAUUCCUUCCUGGUGGUGGCCAACACUUUUAAUGGAACAUCCACCAUGAUCGACUCUCGCAUCUACAUUUGGCUCAGUGGAACCUUCCAGCUCUUCCAGUCAAUCUUGACUUUCGGUGCUGCUGACUGGGAAGUCUUUCAGAUUCGAGAUAGAGUCUUCCUUGCUGUGGCAAACAGCUAUGAUAGUACAAUUGUUGCCCCAAACAACAGCUUUGCCAUCAAUUCUUCCAUCUAUGAACUUAACAUCACUGCACAGAUGUUUGUCAAGUUCCAGGACAUUCUUACCUACAGUGCUUUGGACUGGGAGUUCUUUUCAGUUGGAGAAGAUAACUUUUUGGUGGUAGCAAAUUCAUUUGAUGGUGUGACCUUCUCUGUAAACAGCAUUAUUUACAGAUGGCAAGGAUAUGAAGGCUUUGUAGCUGUUCACCAUCUUCCAACUUUUGGCUGUAGGGACUGGGAAGCUUUCAACACUACAGCUGGCUCUUACCUCAUGUAUUCGAGUGCAAAAGAACCGCUCUCCAGGGUGCUGAAGCUGAAAACCUUUUGACCAGGAAAGAGAUGUUUUGCUUUGCAGCAAACAAGUUGGCAAGUCUGGACCUGUGAGAAACUACUUUGGUACUCACGGCUAGGAUCGGGAAUGUUGUCCCUAAGAGUUACUGCAAUGAAUGCCAGAGAUGUCAUAGGAUAGGGAUCCACCUUCCCUCUCUUGGCUAGGGUGGGUGUGAGGCUGCCAGGGAUGAGAUUUUAAGCCCUCUUUCUACUACCUGGAGUGGGCUAGGAAUAUAACUUAGAGCUGUCCAGUGAUACUGGUGAGUACAGUAACUCCAAUUCAUCACACACACAUGCAACACAAACCCAUACACACUUCCAAACAUCUUCCAGACCUAAGGAGCUGCUAAUAUAAUCCACAAUCCUAUGUAAAGUUGAGGAUGUUUUUGCCACUGAAGCAGGACAGUAGAAGCUGGAAGAUACCUUUGGUACAUUAUGGGCUAUCAGUCACAGCUUAAAAAUAUGGAACAAGCAUAAGCAUUUGGGCUGACUCCUCCCAGAUCCCAGAUGGAUGAAUGCUUCCAUUGCUGUUACUUUAUGGCAACAGUAUGGGUGUGCAUUAUUUUGACAUAUUCCAACCCACUGUGAGGUCCUAUGAAAAUUUUUGGAGCCCAGAUAAAGGUUCCAGAAGAACUGAAGAAAGAGUCCUUAAGAGUAUGAUAUAAGAGCUUCGUGGGACCACCAGCUGCUAUUUGGUUUUUGUAAAGUUUUGUAAAGCUUUCAAACCAUCUUAGAACACUAUUUAUGGCUCUGGAUUUUAGGAUUUCAAGGGAAAAUGUCUAAGCCUUAUUGAGCAAAUUAGAAGCCUAGUUACUCCCUUAAUGCAAAGUACUGCAGUCACAUCAGAGAAGAUGCAUAAUCCAUACAGGCUUGGGGUGUUGUCACAUUAACAGUUGCACAGAAAGUGAACUAUGGUGAAAGCCCUGUCGCUACAAAAUGCCUCUGAUCUGUGCUUGAGUCUUCCAGGGUUGUAUUUCCUAGCUUUGCAGCAUAUCUACAAGGAAUGGACAACCAAAUGUUUAAUGCUUUUUAUGUUUAGGCUUUAUGAACAGCUGUUGUGGAUUUAAAAACUGGUGCUUAUUGACCUUUGGAAAACCAUUGGUACCUUGUUAUAUGGAUCUGUGACAUUUCUCUAAUAAGCUCUACCCCAGUUUCAUUGGUGCUUUUUCAGUCUUUGCUUACACGUUAGUUCGUGAAUAACCUCUAGAAGUAUACCUACUUGUUAUUUCAAAGGAUUUCAAUCAUUGUUUAUAAAUGAUAUGUUUGUACUGUAUAAAUUGAUACUCCUGACAAUAGCAUUUCUUAUAUGGAGGUGGAAUUGUUAUUUAUUUUCCAGAGAAUAUUUGUGAUUUUGAAAA